AUGAAUAUCAGCCUCAUCCCUGAUUCGAAUCAUAUCAGCAUGCAUGGAACCACCAGAACGUGCUCGCAGUACAGCCUUUCUGGCAAUAUAAUCAUUUCUAUCCCUCCUCUACAGCGCAAGAAGCUCCGGAUACACUCGCUCUCUGUCACCUUCCAAGGCUGCUCCCAGUACAGCGAUGCUGAAGGCAGACUCAGUUCUCACCGCCUAGCUCACAAUUCUGACCAGAUCAUUAAGCGGGGCAGCGAGCCUUCCACUUUCGAGAAUGACUCAGAACACCCAAUCAACGUUUCUGUCGUCUUUGAUCUACGUUUGAAUGGCUGGCUGCCACCAAGUAUGUCCCUGCCAUCCUCACGUACCUCUUACUCCUUAUUCGCAAAGAUGGAGUCCACCGUUGAAGCUGCUGAGAACAAACGCAACUCGCUCCUCUGGCCUCUCAACAACUCCAUCAAGAAACACACUGUGCUCGCGCCUGAGUGUGAGAUAUUCAUCAGCCGCCACCGCAAUCAGCACCUCCGCUCACGCGUGCACAACAUAAAGUCGCAAUGCCCCACACACGACACACGCGACUUCAAACCCGUGCGUAUUGGGAUCAAGACGCCCAUGUGGUAUUUCACCGACGACGACGAGCUCAAGUUGGAUAUAUUUACGGGGCUUGUGAGUGAUGAGGAGGGCGAUAAUUGUGAAAGCGGUGAUAAUGGGAGCAGGCGCAAUGCAGGUGGAAAUGGAAAUGGAAAUGGUCACGCGACACAGGCGCGUCUCGAAAGUCUCCAACUUGGCUGCAUCGAGGAGAUACACUACACUUCAGAACCACGUCAACGCUAUCUAGCCACAUACCCGCUCCCACAAUGCCAACCACCGCAAUACCCACUCAUCCCGUUUGCUCACGCAUACCAGGAACACGCGCUGAGCGAUAUAGCUAACACGCUUGGGAUAAGCAGUGUCCCCACAUCCUACACGCGCUCACGCCUAGUCGCACGUGGCGUAGGUCCCCCGCCUGCCACAGCGGCUUUUGCGACGCAUACGUUCGGUGAGGAGGGCGUAGAUAUUGGGGGGAAGCUCACCGCACGCAUCGCCCUCACCUUGCCCAUGCCCACCAAGGGGGAGCGUGAGGGAGGUCAGACAAAGGGUCAGGAGCUACACAACAACACUGAAACUGACUCGGACAAGCACCCACAUUCACACUCACACGCUGCCACCUCAUCCCCUUACCCUGACUGCGAGACGCCGUAUGUAAAAAUAAGACACGCGCUGCGGCUUAUACUCAAUAUUGUGCGCAAGAUUCCCGGAGACGGUGAAUGGCGGGGGGAGAGCAUUGACAUUACCAUACCGGUGUGGUUCAGCAGACGCUCGAACGAUAGCAUGCUCGAAGUGCAAGCGCAGCGCUUGGCUCUACUCAAAAGCAAAGGUCUCCUUCCACCCUCACAGUUGCCCGCAUAUAGCCAGCUGUACACGGACGAAGGGACGCAGGUGGAGGAUGAGGAAGGCCCACCGCGUUACAACAAGCAGCCUGAUUCUACGGAAGAGACUCUGCUGCUGGCGGAGGAAGUCAGGAGAGGUGUGCAUGUCCCACCGAGACUGGAUCUCAGCGGUCAUAAUAACACCAACACCACCUUCUUCGAUUACACCUCAGGCGUCAACUCGCCCAUCUCACCAGAACCUUUCGUCAUCACCGAACGUUCAUCUUCUCUCGUAUAA
Molecule: messenger RNA, 1695 nt
Organism: Wallemia ichthyophaga EXF-994
Lineage: Eukaryota; Fungi; Basidiomycota; Wallemiomycetes; Wallemiales; Wallemiaceae
Exons: 1
Coding region: 1-1695 (564 amino acids)
Source: RefSeq, a predicted model, not a curated record